Molecule: messenger RNA, 1374 nt
Organism: Mangifera indica (mango)
Lineage: Eukaryota; Viridiplantae; Streptophyta; Magnoliopsida; Sapindales; Anacardiaceae
Product: putative disease resistance protein RGA3
Exons: 3
Coding region: 1-1374 (457 amino acids)
Biological process (GO): defense response
Molecular function (GO): ADP binding
Source: RefSeq, a predicted model, not a curated record
AUGAAUUCAAUUAAUAUUAUCAAUGUCAGUGAAUUAUCUGACGAGGAGAAUUGGUCAUUGUUUAGAAAGCUAGCUCUUUCUGAAAGACCUCCUGAUGAGUAUGAAAAUUUAGAAGAGAUUGGUAGGGAAAUAGUUAAGAAGUGCAAGGGGUUACCUCUUGCUACAAUAACUAUUGGGAGGUUGUUGCAAUUUAAAAAAUCUAAAGAGCAAUGGCAACGUGUUUUAGGUAGUGAACUGUGGAAGGCUAAAAAUGUUGAAAAGGGUUAUCUUGGGUUAGAAAAAGAUGAUCAGAAUGUAGAGAUAAUUGGUGAAGAGUAUUCUGACUAUUUAGUGACGAGAUCUCUUCUACAAGCAAAUGGAUCUUAUAAGUAUAAAAUGCAUGAUAUAGUGCAUGAUUUUGCACAAUUUUUGGGUAACAAUGAAUGUUUAUCUGUAGAAGUCUAUGGUGUUGAAGACCCACUUGCAAACUCUUCUCAUGACAAAGUUCGUCAUCUAAUGUUAACUCUUAAUGGAAUUGGAACUUCAUUUCUUGAAUCUACUUGGGUUGAGAAAUUAACAGGCCUUCGAAGAUUAAGUGGAUUCGUCAUACGAGGUGGUGGUGAUCAUGAUAACAAAGCCUGUAGUUUUGAAGGACUGAAAAAUUUGAAUCGUCUUGAAGGGAGCCUUACAGUAAGAGGGUUGGGAAAUUUAACAGAUGUGAGUGAUGGUAAACUAACAGAAGUACUUAAAAAUGAGGAAAAACUCCAUCAGUUGAAUUUGGAAUUUGAUAAAAGUGAAGAAGGGGAGAGAUUACGUGAUGAUGAUGAACUAAUACUUAAAACCUUGCAACUGCCACCAAAUUUAGAGGAUUUAUCGAUAUGGUACUACAGAGGCAACACAUUUCCCUCCACUUGGACGACUUUAACCAAACUGAAGGUGUUAAGGCUUCGCGUUUGCUCCAACUGUAAGCAUUUGCAUCAUUUGGGAAAUUUGCCACUCCUGGAAUUACUAGAUUUAAUGGCAAUGUCCAGUGUGAAAAAAGUGGAUGACAAUUUUUGGGGAAUAGAAAGUGAGACCUCAUCAUCAUCUUCAUUGUGUGUUCACUUUCCCAAGUUGAAAGAUUUCAGAUUUUGGUACACCAGAGAAUGGGAAGAGUGGGAUUGCAAGGUGGAGGAAUUCAUGCCAUGCCUUGCUAGUUUGAGAAUUGUACUGUGCCCCAAGUUAAAGGCACUGCCAGACAACCUUCUGCAGAGGACAACACUCAAGCGAUUGGAUUUUAGUCAAAGUCCUAUUCUAACUGAACGAUACAACAAGGAAACAGGAGAGGACUGGCCCAAGAUCUCUCACAUCCCUUAUAUCGAGAUUGAUUGUAACCGUGUGCAACAUGAGCAAUAA